GGGGGGCCUAAACGGCGGGCCGAAAGCAGAUGCCCUGCCCGUUGCGUGAUUCCAUCCCGAAUCCCGAAUUCGGCCGUGACUGUUACAUCAGUCAUCGGAAUACCCCUUUCUGCACCUGGUGUUUUUUGCUGUCUGUGGCUGGCCACUCUUUGUUCUUUUACGAGAAUUCUAGCCUGCCUCGUCUCGCCUCGCUUCGUCCAAGUUUCGUUCCUUUGCCCUCGGCAUUGCACGUAUUGCCGAUAUGGCACAAGAAACCCAGGCAAGCGACGACUGGCGAGGGCCGGAUGACCCAGACUGUCCCUACAACUGGCCCAUGUGGAAGCGCAUUUACAUGACAAGCAUCCCGGCCUUGCUCUGUGUCAACGUGUCCUUUGCUUCCUCCGUAUACACCUCUGGGGCUAACGACGUAUCUCGCGAGUUCGGAGUCUCCCACACGGAAUCUCUGCUCGGCCUUUCCCUCUUUCUCUGGGCAUUGGGUCUCGGGGCCAUCAUUGCUGCCCCCGUCAGCGAGUAUUACGGUCGUAGGGUCGUCUAUCUGGCCACCGUUCCCGUUUUUGGCUUCUUUAUUCUGGGCUCGGGACUAGCACAAAACUUUGCGACCUUGAUUGUCUGCCGCACUCUGGCUGGUUUCUUCGGGAGCGCCGUCGUUUCGGUAGGUGGAGGCACCAAUGCCGACAUCUGGGAGCCCGCGCGGGCGGGAUUCGUUUAUCCCUUCUACUUUGUGUCCCCCUUUCUUGGGCCGGCGUUUGGGCCUGUCAUCGGCGGCUUUCUCAGUGAGGCGAAAGGCUUCCGCUGGCUAGAAUGGGUCAUCCUCUUCAUGGUCACCUUCAACUACUUGUAUGCUCUCCCGCAGUUCGAGACAUACAAGAAGACGAUUCUCCAGAAGCGUGAGCGUGACGAGAAGCGAUCUAGCGCGCCGCCUUCAACGCGUGCGCCCAAGAUUGCCCUCCCGUCGAGUGCCGUCGUGCAGCGCAUCGUUCUCAAGCCCUUCAAGAUGCUCUUCGUCGAGUCUAUUGUGCUCUUCAUGACCAUCUACAUGGCAUUCAACUUUGCCGUCUUCUACAGCUUCUUCGCCGCGUUCCCCUUCAUCUUCGGCGGCAGCAAGUACAACUUCACUCCGGGCGAGCAGGGCCUGACCUUCAUCUCCAUCGCCCUGGGUUGCGUCAUCGGGUUCCUCGCCGUCGUGUACAUAGACCGUCGCACCUACCCGGCGCUAGAGGCCAAGUACGGCGUCGGUACAGUCCCGCCAGAGUACCGCCUGUACGGCGCCAUGGUCGGCUCCGCCCUGAACCCGGCGAGCCUCUUUUGGUUCGGCUGGACGGCCGAUGCGGGCGUCUACUGGCCGAGCCCCGUGGUGGCCGCCGUGCCCUUCGCCGUCGGGAAUAUCAUGGUGUACAGCAGCGGCGCGUUAUACAUCAUGAACUCGUACGGAUCGUUGCACGGCGCGAGUGCCCUCAGCGCCAACAGUCUCCUUCGGUACGCGUUCGGGGGCGCGUUUCCCAUGUUCACCGUGCAGAUGUUUUCGUCCCUGGGCAUUGGCUGGGCGAGCAGCUUGCUGGGUUUUGUGUCAGUUGUGCUGGUGCCGGUCCCGUGGGUUCUGUACAAGUACGGGAGGAGGAUAAGGGCGCAUUCUCAGUACAUUACCAUCAAGGAUCCGGUGUUGGACAAUCAAAACUCGGGGACGGAAGUGACGAGUAGCGAGGGAGAGGAGACGGGGGUCUAGAUAAAAAGUGUUAAUUGCCCAGGUUUACGGGGGCGGCUAUGGCCUGCAUUGAGGUGUUGGGGAGGUGGUCUGGCGCAGGUGAGAUGCUUUUCGGGGGCGUAGACAGACGGACAAUAGACGUAGAGGAGCAGCCUUGGCCAUUGGCGCCGGGUUACUCUCAAGAUUGUAAUGAUACCACUUCGAUGCUGCGUUCCGAGUUCCGUUUGGGGAUUGUUCGGACCGGGGAGGCGAGCGAGGCUAGCCGUCAACGAACAAUGUCCCCCCCCCCUCUUUGCCCC
This is a messenger RNA of Chaetomium fimeti, 2001 nucleotides long. Its product is annotated as major facilitator superfamily domain-containing protein. NCBI's taxonomy places the organism in Eukaryota, Fungi, Ascomycota, Sordariomycetes, Sordariales, Chaetomiaceae. Gene Ontology annotation, biological process: transmembrane transport; spermidine transport; spermine transport. The record is from RefSeq and is a predicted model, not a curated record. Gene Ontology annotation, molecular function: spermidine transmembrane transporter activity; spermine transmembrane transporter activity. The coding region runs from base 242 to 1723 and encodes 493 amino acids. Gene Ontology annotation, cellular component: plasma membrane. The transcript is spliced from 3 exons.